UCUUCGCGUAAGAUGAAUUGAGUAAAACACUGCUCUAGUGCACUUUUAAUAUCUUUUUCCGUUUUCUCCGGCUUAAUGGCAAAUGCAAGAGACGCUUUGACAACUUUCCUUUUUUUCUCUUCUUCUUUUUCGGGUUUAGCUGACGAAUCAGUUUGCAAUUGUCAUCAUUCCCAACCUCAUCAUCCUGUUUCCCAUUUCAACUAAGCAAAGAUGGUUUUCCUACAACAGGCAAAUAUGAUGGCAUCUAGAAGGACAAAAUCUUUGUUCGCCAAUGCUGUAAAAGCUUCAACUUUGGUUCCUUCUUCUUCUCAACGUACCUUUGCUACCUCUUCUCCCGCUUUGGCACACAAAGAAGUCAAAUUUUCCAACGAAGUUCGCAGUUCCAUCUUGAACGGUGUUAACUUGUUGGCAAAUGCCGUUAGUGUCACUUUGGGUCCUAAAGGUCGUAAUGUGAUCAUCGAACAACCAUUCGGAGGACCAAAGAUUACAAAGGAUGGUGUCACUGUUGCCAAAUCAAUUUCCCUCAAAGACAAAUUCGAGAACUUGGGUGCUCGUCUCGUUCAAGAUGUUGCAAACAAGACCAACGAAAUCGCAGGUGACGGUACCACAACUGCUACCGUUUUAGCCCGUGCCAUUUACGCAGAAGGUGUCAAGAACGUCGCUGCCGGAUGCAACCCAAUGGAUUUGCGUCGUGGUGCUCAAGCUGCUGCUGAUGCCGUUAUCAAAUACUUGGAAGCAAACAAGCGUGCAGUCACAACAAGUGAAGAAAUCGCUCAAGUUGCCACAAUUUCUGCAAACGGUGAUCAACACGUUGGUCAAUUGAUCGCCACUGCUAUGGAAAAGGUUGGUAAGGAAGGUGUGAUCACAGUCAAAGAAGGACGUACACUAGAAGAUGAAAUCGAAAUCACUGAAGGUAUGCGCUUCGACCGAGGAUACAUUUCACCUUACUUUAUCACCGAUGUCAAGACACAAAAAGCUGAAUUCGAAAAGCCAUUGAUCUUGUUGAGCGAAAAGAAGAUCAGUCUUUUGCAAGACAUUUUGCCUUCUUUGGAAGUCGCUGCUCAACAACGUCGUCCAUUGAUCAUCAUUGCUGAAGAUAUUGACGGUGAAGCUUUGGCAGCCUGCAUUUUGAACAAAUUGCGUGGUCAAUUGCAAGUUUGUGCUAUCAAGGCCCCUGGCUUCGGUGACAACCGUAAAUCUAUCUUGGGUGAUUUGAGUAUUUUGACAGGAGGAAGCGUCUUCUCCGAUGAAUUGGAAACCAAAUUGGACCGGGCAACUGCUGACCUUUUGGGUACAGCUGGUAGCAUCACCGUUACAAAGGAAGACACAAUCUUCCUCAACGGUGAAGGUGACAAGAACGCUCUUGAAGCACGUUGUGAACAAAUCCGUGCUGCAAUCAACGAUACAAACACAUCCGAAUAUGACAAAACCAAGCUACAAGAACGUUUGGCCAAAUUGAGCGGUGGUGUUGCAGUGAUCAAGGUUGGAGGUGCAUCUGAAGUUGAAGUUGGAGAAAAGAAGGACAGAUAUGAUGAUGCAUUGAAUGCAACCCGUGCUGCUGUUAGCGGUGGUGUUUUGCCAGGUGGUGGUGUUGCAUUGUUGAAAGCAACUGCCGCUUUGGAUGGUGUAAAGACUGCCAACUUUGAUCAAGAAUUGGGUGUUUCAAUCAUCAGACAAGCAAUCACAAGACCAACCAAGCAAAUUUGCGAAAAUGCCGGUGUUGAAGGUGCAGUGAUUGUUGGACGUUUGUUGGAAGCAAAGAAUGAGCCAUUCGAAUUCGGAUGGGAUGGAAGUGAUUCUCAAUUCAAGGACUUAUUCAAAGCAGGUGUUAUUGACCCAUUCUUGGUCGUUCGAUCUGCAUUGGAAGGAAGUGUUGGAAUUGCAUCUCUAUUGUUCACCAGUGAAUGCUCAGUCGUUGAAGCACCUGAAGAGAAGGGACCAGGUGGACCACCAGGAAUGGGCGGCAUGGGAGGAAUGGGAGGUAUGGGCGGAAUGGGAAUGAUGUAGAAAAAGAAGUGAACCAUUCUUGACUCCAUACUCUCUGCAUUUGUCUUUUUUCUCUACAACGCAAUCACC
Molecule: messenger RNA, 2076 nt
Organism: Meira miltonrushii
Lineage: Eukaryota; Fungi; Basidiomycota; Exobasidiomycetes; Exobasidiales; Brachybasidiaceae
Product: chaperonin GroL
Exons: 1
Coding region: 211-2007 (598 amino acids)
Biological process (GO): mitochondrial unfolded protein response; apoptotic mitochondrial changes; protein import into mitochondrial intermembrane space
Cellular component (GO): mitochondrial matrix; mitochondrial inner membrane
Molecular function (GO): ATP-dependent protein folding chaperone; ATP binding; protein-folding chaperone binding
Source: RefSeq, a predicted model, not a curated record